Onychostoma macrolepis is the source of this 5610-nucleotide messenger RNA. RefSeq names its product zinc finger protein 687a (gene znf687a). Bases 527 to 4291 code for a protein of 1254 amino acids. The transcript is spliced from 11 exons. The record is from RefSeq and is a predicted model, not a curated record. Lineage: Eukaryota; Metazoa; Chordata; Actinopteri; Cypriniformes; Cyprinidae.
CUCGGUUCUUUUACGUCGUCAGGUUGCUUUAUGUCAUGCGUGGCAUAUUACAUAGCCUACAUGCUAAUCUUUAAUAUAGAUUCAAAAGAUCCGACUCGAGGGAACGAUUCUUUGAAGUAGUUAUAGCGCAGCAGAAACUGUAGCUGAACAACGUCUUUCUCCGUCACAAACACACACUCACAGUCAUACAUUUGCUGUAUAAAGUUGUAUAAAUCAGCAUCAACAAGUUGCCCGUGUGUGGUUAUGAUGGGCAUAAAGUCCUUUUCGCCGCUGUCAUAAGCAACAGGGAACGUUACGUUACGCUUUGAUAAUAGCUGCGUCGUAGUUUCAUGACAGCGGCCGUUUGAAAAGCAGCUGAACACAAGCAAAUAAAAUAAGAAAUCAACGGCUCUCUUUUCUCUGUUUCACUUCUCGACAUUUGCAUGUGUACGACUUGUUUUUCUUCAGAGGUGACGCAAAUGCUGUGCGCCGUCCUGGGUCAGUCCAGGAGUAGACGAGAAUAUUUGGUCAGGUAUUUGUCAUCCACAUGGGAAUGGGGGACAUGAAGACACCAGAUUUUGAUGACCUGCUGGCAGCGUUUGACAUUCCAGACAUUGAUGCCAAAGAAGCAAUUCAGUCUGAGCCUGAUGGUAAUCAUAAUGAGCGCAGUGGUGUUGUUGGAAAGGAGAGAAGUGGAAGUCCAUGCCUAAGACCUCCAGAAAGCCCUGAGCCUGUUCCUUUAGCUCCUCAUAAUGACCCCUCCAUGGUCAGUGUGAUUGUAAAAAACAGUGUACAUUCUGAUGACAAAACUGAAGGGAAUGUAACUGAAGGGGACAUUUCUGGUGCUGAUGCCUCACAUGAGUCUCCCCAGAAAGGUCCCAGUGAAGACGGCCUGGUGCCUCCAGAUGCGUUCAUCUAUAAUGGACUCAAAACCGUCUCAGAUGUGCCUACAGAACCCUCUCCACCACCAGCUCUAACCCGGAUGCAGCCCAAUGGGCCACUUUGGUCUCUCUCUGCUCCUAGUGAUGACAAGCAGGAUGGCACUUCUUCUAAGCACCCUUCUAGCACUUUCUCCCCGACUCGGUCUUUACAUCUGACUGAUCCUCCCAUCUUAUCUUCACAUUUAAUUAGUUCAGACUUUCCUCCAAGAGUUGAUUGUGAGGAAGCACCACCAUUAAAUGGCACUUUGAGGGCAGGAGUCCGCCGACGCUUAUCUGAAGAUGAAGAAUCUGAACCAGACCUCGGUAGCCCUGCGCUUGUCAUACAAGAAAGCCCGGAUUCCCAGCGGUGCUCCGCUCCCAAGGUACCACGCAUGCAGCGGUCUCCUUCGAGUGUGUUUCAGCCUCCCUCUCCCUCAUCCCCUUCCUUACCAGUUAGUAACACUCAAAUCGAAGAGCCAUCUGUCCAGAAUCCAACACUUCUACAAAGUGGUGUCAACCCAACCUCUUUGACCUCCACAAACGAUCUGCCAAUUGAAGAAAAAGACGUGGAGCACAUAAUCGAGGAGAGAGAUUCUCCUGAAAGCCCUGAGCCAGAAAUCCCUCAACAUCUGCCAUCAAAUCAACAAGAAGCCAAUGAGCCAGAACAGAAGGUCAGAAAAGAAGAAGCCCCUCAAGAUCAAGUUAUUGACAUGAACUUAUGUGUGCAGGAGAAUAGUGGUCUUCAACUACAAACAGAGGAUGGUGGAGGUGAGGAGACACAAGGGAAAUCCACCAAGACUGGUUUGGUAGAUUCCCCCACUGAUGUCACAAGCUCCGGAAAGACCUCCUCCAAGCCUCUCAAAGUCAGAAUCAAGACUGUCAAAACGUCUGCUGGAAACAUCACAUGUACUGUAUCUAAAGUGGCACCCAAAGGAGGGAUCUCCAAGGGCCCUGGUGGCUCUAAAGCUCAAGCAGGGGCCCAUAGGAUUCAGAGGUCUGGUAAUGCUCCUCAAGGGCGAGCUCAGGGUUCAAAGGUGACGAUGUUGCCAGUGUCCACCCUUCAGGAUGCCAGCACAGCUAUGUUAUUUGCAGCCAGCAAGGCACAGAAUCAAAUGGCCGCCAGUCUUUCCACCACUGCAGUCAAGAUCACCAGAGCAUCAACCCUCCCCUCCGUCACCUCUUCACCCAUGCCUGGGGUUCGCAGUUUGGGGCAGAAAACGAUGAAUGGGAAUCCUGGGACUGCCAAACCAGCCUCCAUUGUGAACAGCCCGGGAGCUGUGAUCUCACGCAGCCAGUCUAGCCUCGUUGAGGCCUUCAAUAAAAUCCUAAACAGUAAGAAUCCACUGCCAAGUUAUCAGCCAGACCUCUCCAUCUUGCCUCCCCCAGAAUGGGGUCUUCGAGUGCCCUCAACAGGAUACCGUUGCCUUGAAUGCGGGGAUGCGUUCGCUCUAGAGCGUAGCCUGGCGAGGCACUACGAUCGGCGCUCCAUGAGGAUCGAGGUGACCUGCAACCACUGCUCCAAACGCCUGGCUUUCUUUAAUAAGUGCAGCCUGCUGCUCCACGCACGAGAGCACAAGGAAAAGGGGCUGGUUAUGCAGUGCUCACACCUCGUUAUGAGUCCUGUCAGUGUGGAGCAGAUGAUUGGCCAGCAGGAUACCGUGCCUAUAGGUGUGCUUUCUCCAGCUGCCUCCGCUCUGUCUGCCAUUAAAGAAAGUGGUGUCCAUCUGUCACAAUCUUCUGAUAACAGCUGUCCAGAGUGUUGGAGUCAAUUCAAAGGGAAGGCAGAAAUAGUGGCACACUUUCAAGAGGUGGAGUCUGGUGGCACUGAAACUUGUUGUAUGCAGUGUACACCUCCGAUGCCGCUGUGGAACUCAUGUAGUGCUGCGGCUCACCGGCGGUUACAUCAGAAGCUCCCUCCGCUGGUUUGUCCUGAAUGUGGUGUCACCUGUCAGUCUCACAACCUCAACACUCAUCUGAAUCAAACCUGCCUCCACUACUCACGGCGCCUUGGAUAUAGAUGUGCUUGUUGUCAUUUGGUGUUUGGUGGAGUGAAUAGUUUGAAUGCUGUAAAGACUCACAUGCAGACGGCUCACUGUGAGGUCUUCCAUAAAUGCCCCUCCUGCCCCAUGGCUUUUAAAUCUUCCUCUAGUGCUGAAGCCCACUGCGCCUCCCAGCAUCCUGAACUCCCUGAGACAGCAAGGCAGUCCAAGGAGAUCUAUAAAUGUGUGAUGUGUCGGACUGUUUUUACUCAAAAAGCAUUGCUCAGUGUCCAUAUUGACACUCACUUAGCCAAGCAGAAGAUGCACGUCUUUAAAUGUCCCGACUGUAACAAGCUGUUCACGCAGAGAGGUUCCCUUCUUGAGCAUUUUAAGGACUCCCAUAGGGACUCUAGAAUUUAUGAUACAUCAACACAGAACAACUUGGUAAAAAUGGAUAGCUCUGAUGGGGAGGAGUGGGGACGGGAUGAAGACGAGGACAGAGGAAGAAUGGCGAAAGAAGAUGGGAACUCUGCUACCCCGAGUUGGAGCUGCUCACAAUGUCAGACACACUACACAGACAAAGAGAACUACAUCACCCACAUGUCUGAGCAGCAUGGCAAGGAACUGAAGAAAUUUCCAUGCACUCUUUGUGAAGGGUCCUUCUCUUCAUCCUCAAGUUUAAGACGCCACAUUCGUGUAAAGCACAAAGGCAUCAAAAGAGCGUUUUAUUGCCAACUCUGUACAGGUGGGAAGAGGAGUUUCAGCAGUAAGCUGAUUCUUGAGAAACAUAUUCAGGCUCAGCAUGGAGGAAACAGAGGAGCAGCCACACAGAGUCAGGCAGUUCCUCGCAUCACAGAUGCAGCUGACAGCUCGUCUGAGCAUGAUGGUGGUCCUGGCACUUUGGGCGGGGCCUCAGUUGAAAGCCAAUUGGCCGAGAGCAGCCUGAUCAGGCCUGGCAGAGGAGCUGCAGCUGAGGAGCAAGAAGCUGCAGGAUUCCGCUGCAUGCCGUGUGGUUUUACCACAGAGCACAGAGAAGAGUUUCUCCAGCAUAUUGUUGGUCACCGUGACGGGGGCAGCAGCUUUCAGUGUCAGCAGUGUGGAGCGUGUUUUGCAUCCUCCUCCUCUCUCAGCAGGCAUCUCUUCAUCAGCCAUCGUGUGCGUGAUUCCCCCUCUGAGCAUGCCGAGGGUUCUCCUAUCACUGGUUCAAAUUCUGUGACCUCUGACUCCGCAGUUGCAGCAGGGUCCCCAGGGUCACCCUCAAGUGUAGGGGGGACACAGGCGGAGGAUGGGGAAGGUAAGCACACCUGUAAGGUGUGUGGACGUUACUUUAGCAAACCUGCUGAUCUUAAUACACACUUCAGAACUCACGGCAUGGCCUUCAUCACCGCAUACAAAACAGACAAACCAGCGUAGAGAGACAGGAAAGGGUGAAACUCGUGAUACCUGUCAAGAACAUGUCACCCCAAAUUCAACACCAAAAAAUAAGAAAUUAUGUUUUCCUUAAAGAAAAUGAAGUAUAAUUUAAGAUUUUUUUUGUGAUAUUUAUUUUACUUUGUGACUUUUCGAUUUUAAUUAAGCACACCAAUUUUCAUUACUGUAAUGCUUAAAAUGUAAUUUUCAUUACUGUAAUUUAAAUUUAUUUAUCUAAUUUAUAGCCCUUUAUGCUGAUUUAAAUUUUUUAAAAAAACUACAGCAUCACAGAUAACAAAUGAACAAAUACCAAACCAAUAACAUACAAUAAUAAAUUACGGUAUUACAUUAAUGAAUAUCUAAUUACAGAAAAUCUCGAAAAUGUUAAGAUUAAGAUAAAGACCGUUUUGGUGAGAAUUUACUUAAUUGUAAUAUUCUUGUAGAUUUAAAUUUCUUAAUGCAAAAUAUAAUUUCUUAUAUGUAUUUUUGGGGUGAUUUUGUAAGAUUCAGCAUAAAGUGUGUAUGCAAUUGAAAGUCUGUGAAUUAUAAACAUUUGGGUUUGUCACAGGCUUUUAACACUCCACAUUCUCACCUAAAAACUAGAGAAAUACACUGCAUCAGGGCAAUACAUGUUUGUAAUAACAUGUAGUAACUCUGCUACACAAGUUUCGUAAAAACACAGUAGAGGGGACAAGUAAUACUAUAGAGGAAUGAUUAGGUUUGAUCAACCUAAAAAGUGAUUGCUACUAGCUCUUAAUUGAUCUGAGAGGUUGAGAGACACUGCACUGAGCAUCAUAUUCAGUGUCAUACACACGUUUACCAGCCCUGCUAAAUUCCUGUGCCUACUGAUUCCAUUGUGCAACAGUCCGUUCUCUUUAAUGCAAAAUGCAGCUGCUUAUAGAUAAAAAAUUACUAACAGUUUAGCACAGCCAAAUGCUCCCGAAUCAGGUGACUCCUUUGUGCUUGAAUUAUUUUUAUGUUUAAUGUUUGUAUUUCUUCUAUUUGUGUUUCCACAGAGGCAUUAAAAUCAGGAAACUUGCUGAAUAGUUGCUGAUCUUUAGAAUGAGAACAAAAAAAAGUGCCUUCUUCAUUUAGUCUAAGAUUACUGUUAAAGGCUGCAGAUGAUUUGAAAGAGUUGAGGUUUUUUUUUUUUUGUGCUGGAAUUAUGUUUUAUUGGUGCCUUACAUAUCUUGUCUACUGGUUUUCUUUUUUUUUUUUUUUAAAGAUGAUUAAUAUAGAUUUGUUUUACUGUAACCUCCUGAAUUUUUCUGGCUGUUUCAUAUGGAUUGUGUUGAAAUAAAUAAUAAACUUUAAUGGCUAAA